AUGACCCCGAAAUGGUGCUACAGACUUGUUCUAAUUAGCUUGGUGCUGAGAGUGAUGGGUGGAUGUUGGGUGGCCUUCGUUGCUUUGGAGUACACCCGCUACUACGUACUCAACGACCUGGCCGAGCUCGACCUUCUCCGGGUUCUUACCGGCUCUCCCCAAUUUGCCAUCCAAGCAUUCCUCUUUCCAUUUCUAGGUGUGUUGUCAGACAGGGUCUCGAGGAAGAAGCUCAUCCUUGCUUCGAGUGUGGCUCUCUCCGCUUCAGCUUGGCUGAUGACGGUUGUGCCGUCUGUGGAAAUCUACGUUUUCACGAAGGUACUGGCACUAGUGGCGGAUAUUGGUGGCCCAAUCCGAGAUGCAAUGCUGCGCGACAUUUUCUCGGCGGACGAGUGGGAAUUGCAGGACGGUGGUGUGACAGGCCUGAAAGCCCGCUUGGCUAUUGUGGGUCAAAUGGGCUUCGGCUUUGCAAUGGCAAUUGGGAUGGCCGUGAUGAAGCUGGGCGAGAUUGGUGUUGGCCUGCCAAAUGAAUACACGGUGCACAAGGAAGACUGUGGAUCGCAUCACUGUAUUCAGCCAGGGCAUUUCAGCUGGGAUGGGCCCUGGGCAGUUGAUGGCAGCUUGAGGCUUCUAAUGCUGAUGGGGUCCGUUACCUUGUCGAUCGAAACCCUGCUCAUCGCGCUUGCGUUCCCCGAGACAAUCAAGCCUGAGUUGCGAACCAGCACUCGCAAGCUGGUGAUGCAGAACUGGCGAGUCAUUCAGCCCUGGAACAACCUUCGCGUUUUCGCUACGCAUGAGCUUCGGUUCCUGAUGUCCAUCCGUACCUUGGGUUACAUGAUUGCCGCAGGAGGUGGGUCCGUGUAUAUGUCAUUCUACCAGCGCUUCGAGUUCGACACUUUCACGAUGAUGACGCACACCGUCUUAGCAGGAACUGCAACGUGGUUGACCACCUUAGCCGUGCCAAAGCUGGUUGUUCGCUGGGGUGACAUGCGUGGAGUUUGGAUCCCGGCGGUCGUGAUAACUCUGCUGUAUGGACUGGCAUGUGGAUUCACCCCAGCUGACCAUGGAUACCUCGUCUACAUUAUUUGGCCGCUGCUUGGUGGGCCUUCCUUUGCUCUGAACGGCUUCGCUCCUGACUUGCUAGCAAAGUUGGUUCCGGCAGAUGUCCAGGGCACAUUCCAAACGUCAAAGUCGUUUCUUUAUCGGCUUUCGCAAGCCAUCUUCAUGUGGCCCUGGAACCAGCUCUACAUGCAUACCAAGAUGUUUGCGUAUCCGAUGGAUGCCACAGCGCUGUGGGUUUCCCUUCUCUUUGGGGUUGGUAUGUUGGCACUUACUUGUUACGCAUGUCGCCACGACCCCUGCAAUGCCAUCAAGAAUGGAAGAGCCUUGGAAGCCUUCCUGGCCAGUGACUAUGCCAAGAGCAGCUGGUACCAGAAGCACACGGCGGAGGAUGUGCAUGAGCCAGAGACAGCCUCUGCGUCAGGUGGCCAGCAGAUUGAGAUGCUCCAGUACACUGCAGCGCUCAGUCGACAGGUAAGCAAGCAGAGCAAGCACAGCUCUGCCUCGAAGCGUAAGCACGACACGACAGAUGUUGAGCAUUCACAAGUUUCUUCACAAGCGGAGAUGCCCGAGGCACAGGGCUCAGCGUACGCAGCGCUGGUGUCAGCAGAGGAUGGUCAGCAGCAGCAGACCGCCAAACCUCAGGAUAUACCCCAAGAUGCUGACAGCGUGCAAGGCCCCACAUUCAAUGGGCUCUCGCAGGAACUGGAAGAAAAGUAUCAGACCACCGUGAAGCGGCUGAAGCAGCAGCUGCAGCAGGAGCAGAAGCAAGCAGCAAAGAUGCGAGCGAUCGCGGACCGUCAGUUCUCGGAGCCGUCAGAACUUGAGGCAUUCUUUCUGGAGUGCGUAGAUCAGGUGAAAUCGGAGAUAACCGAGCGCCGAAAAAUGGCGCUUGAGCAGAACAAAGCUUUGCGAGCUGGUGGGGAGGUGAAGGCUCGAGGAUAUCCUGAAGCUCUCCCACCCCAUCUUGCAAAGCUGGCGCAGGCUCCGACGCUGGAUGAUUUUACUGUCACCGACAGACGCAAGGUAGUAGAACUGCUGCUCAGCAGCGAGCACGUUCUACAGUUCCUUUAUGACAAGCUCUUCCCUCCUGAAUCUUCAGCUCAAUGA
This is a messenger RNA of Symbiodinium natans, 2166 nucleotides long. The record is from the annotation of a GenBank genome assembly. Lineage: Eukaryota; Dinophyceae; Suessiales; Symbiodiniaceae.